UUCCUGUGCUUAGUUCGGGGUUACGAAGGCCCGAGAAAGGCAUCCCUUGCGUCCUGGGCAGGCACCACACAGACCGUUUUUCACUUCAUCUUCCUCUGAUCACGCACACGCUCAUUUGAUUUGAAGGUUUAGUAACUAUCCAUCUCAUCUAUGCCUUUCCAAAAUCUUUCUCCGGGGGAUGUCAUCUCUGGAGGCACUAGAAUGGUGCGGGCGGGGUUGGAGGGCGGAAAGAUUGUCGGAACCUACGGCAAGCCUGCCCUUGAAAAGUCCGCCAACUUGACAGUUCAGGCAGCCAGCUGGGCCGCUCAAAACCCUAUUCUAGUCACCUGCGCGGUUGUCGGCACCACUGGUGUCGUUGUUCUCGCUGGCCCUGGCCUCGUAACAGCCCCAAUUCUAUCGAGUGUGGGAUUCACAACGGGCGGCAUCCAGGCAGGUUCUGCAGCCGCAGCCGCUCACAGUUGGAUCGGAAAUAUUGCAGCCGGGAGCGCGAUGGCUAUAGGACAGAGUGCUGGUGCAGGAGGGAGUGGCCUUGUAGUUGUCAACGGGGCUGCCCAGUUGGGGGGUGCUGCGAUGACUAUGGGAAGUGCUAGCCUAGCGUGGGUCAAAGCUAAACUAUGAGCACACUUUAUCUUGGUUUGUGUUAAAUCGACAAUGGCCUAUGGGGCUCUCUCUUUUGCACCUAUAGCACCACUCAGUUCCCGGACUUUGGGGCCUAUGGCUUCCCAGGAACGGCCUCAAUCUCUCGAGGAGCUAUAACCAUGAUUCCGAGAGCAGUAGUCGCUACCACGAGUGGCUCGAGUAGAUCCUGGGAGUGAGAAAUGCGUUCCUGGAGUCACCACGAUUUUCAUGUCAAGGAAAGACUGAGAGGAAAGAUCAAGCCCAGCGAACGGCCGUCUCUUGCAAAAC
This is a messenger RNA of Aspergillus japonicus CBS 114.51, 906 nucleotides long. RefSeq lists its product as uncharacterized. The coding region runs from base 202 to 618 and encodes 138 amino acids. Gene Ontology annotation, cellular component: membrane. The record is from RefSeq and is a predicted model, not a curated record. Lineage: Eukaryota; Fungi; Ascomycota; Eurotiomycetes; Eurotiales; Aspergillaceae. The transcript is spliced from 3 exons.